AUGGCUAUUCACUUCCUCGUAUUUUUUUACCCUUACCACUUAAAAUCUCGUGCUCAUUUCACUUUCUGUUUUUGUUGCAUUUUCUUUUCUUACUUUUUCCUUCUGCCUUCUUUCUUUCUUUUUUCCUUCUACCUUCUUUCUUUCUUUCUUUUUUCUUUCUCCCUUCUUUCUUUCUUUCUUCCUUUCUUUUUUCCUUCUACAUUCUUUCUUUCUUUUUUCUUUCUACCUUCUUUCUUUCUUUUUUCUUUCUCCCUUCUUUCUUUCUUUCUUUUUUCCUUCUACAUUCUUUUUCUUUUUUCUUUCUACCUUCUUUCUUUCUUUUUUCUUUCUCCCUUCUUUCUUUCUUUCUUUCUUUUUUCCUUCUACAUUCUUUCUUUCUUUUUUUCCUUCUACUUUCUUUCUUUAUUUCUUUCUACCUUCUUUCUUUCUUUUUUCCUUCUACCUUCUUUCUUUCUAUUUUUCCUUCUACUUUCUUUCUUUCUUUUUUCCUUCUACCUUUCUUUCUUUUUUCCUUCCACGUUCUUUUUUUCCUUCUACCUUCUUUUUUUCCAUCUACCUUCUUUCUUUCUUUGUUCCAUCUGCCUUCUUUCUUUCUUUUUUCCUUCUACCUUCUGUCUUUUUUCCUCUACCUUCAUUCUUUCUUUUUUCCUUCUCCUUUCUUUCUUUCUUUCUUCUACCUUUCCUUCAUUUUCCUUCUAG
This is a messenger RNA of Acanthosepion pharaonis, 699 nucleotides long. Lineage: Eukaryota; Metazoa; Mollusca; Cephalopoda; Sepiida; Sepiidae. The record is from the annotation of a GenBank genome assembly.